CGAGGUCAUGGGGCCCAAGAAGAAGCACCUGGACUAUUUAAUCCAGUGCACAAAUGAGAUGAAUGUGAACAUCCCACAACUGGCAGACAGUUUGUUUGAAAGAACUACCAACAGUAGCUGGGUGGUGGUCUUCAAAUCUCUCAUCACAACCCAUCAUCUAAUGGUGUAUGGAAAUGAGCGUUUUAUCCAGUAUCUGGCGUCCAGAAACACAUUGUUUAAUUUGAGCAAUUUCCUAGACAAAAGUGGAUUGCAAGGUUAUGACAUGUCAACGUUUAUCAGACGGUAUAGUAGGUAUCUGAAUGAAAAGGCAGUUUCCUAUAGACAAGUGGCUUUUGACUUCACAAAAGUAAAAAGAGGGGCUGAUGGAGUGAUGAGAACAAUGAGCACAGAAAAACUUUUAAAAACUGUACCAAUUAUACAAAAUCAAAUGGAUGCACUACUUGACUUCAAUGUCAAUAGCAAUGAACUUACAAAUGGUGUAAUUAAUGCUGCCUUCAUGCUCCUCUUCAAAGAUGCCAUUAGACUGUUUGCGGCAUAUAAUGAAGGGAUUAUUAACCUCUUGGAAAAAUACUUUGAUAUGAAAAAGAACCAAUGCAAAGAAGGCCUUGAUAUAUAUAAGAAGUUCCUCACAAGAAUGACACGGAUCUCGGAGUUCCUUAAAGUUGCAGAGCAAGUUGGAAUUGACAGAGGAGACAUACCAGAUCUCUCACAGGCACCGAGUAGCCUUCUUGAUGCUUUGGAGCAACAUUUAGCUUCUCUAGAAGGGAAGAAAAUCAAAGAUUCCACAGCUGCAAGCAGAGCUACCACCCUUUCCAAUGCAGUCUCUUCCCUUGCAAGCACCGGCCUGUCUCUCACGAAAGUUGAUGAAAGGGAAAAACAAGCUGCAUUAGAGGAAGAGCAGGCUCGCCUAAAAGCUUUAAAGGAGCAACGUCUAAAAGAACUUGCAAAGAAACCUCAUACCUCUUUAACAACUGCAGCUUCUCCCGUGUCGACUGCAGCAGGAAGCAUAAUGACUACACCAGCCAUUGAUAUUUUUCCUACUCCUAGCUCUUCAAACAGCACUUCAAAGCUGCCAAAUGAUCUGCUUGAUUUGCAGCCAACUUUUCAUCCCUCUGUACAUCCUAUAUCUGCUGCCCCACAAGUAGGAAGUACCUGGGGAGAUCCUUUUUCUGCUACUGUUGAUAGUGUUGAUGAUGCCAUUCCAAACCUAAAUCCUUUCCUAACAAAAACUAAUGAUGCUGCUCAUCUGUCUGUGUCUUCUGAUGUAUCUACUUUCACCAGUAGGACACCCACACAUGAAAUGUUUGUUGGGUUCACUCCAUCUCCUGUUGCUCAACCACAGCCAUCAGCUGGCCUUAAUGUUGACUUUGAGUCUGUGUUUGGAAACAAAUCUUCUAAUGUUGUCCUAGAUUCUGGUGGCUUUGAUGAACUAGGUGGUCUCCUGAAACCAACAGUGGCCUCUCAAAACCAGAGUCUUCCAGUUGCCAAAGUACCACCUAACAAAUUAGUAUCAGAUGAUUUGGAUUCAUCUUUAGCCAACCUUGUAGGCAAUUUGGGCAUUGGAAAUGGAACUACUAAAAAUGAUGUAAACUGGACUCAGCCAGGUGAAAAGAAGCUGACAGGUGGUUCCAACUGGCAACCCAAGAUUGCACCUACAACUGCAUGGAAUGCGCCGACGUUGGCACCACCUGUAAUGGCGUAUCCUGCCACGACGCCAACGGGAAUGAUGGGCUACGGGAUGCCAUCGCAGAUGGGAGGCAUACCAGUAAUGACACAGCCAACUUUAAUAUACAGUCAGCCAGUCAUGAGGCCACCAAACCCUUUUGGCCCUGUACCGGGAGCACAGAUUCAGUUUAUGUAACUGUGUUAGAUGGAAGAGAAAGGAACAUUUCCAAAAAGAUGUGCUCACCAGUAAACCCCCACUUCCAGGAAAAAAUGAACUUCAGUCUCUCAAACUCUCCUCUUCCAUUAAAUGAUGCAGUGAAAUGAUGAAGACCAAUGAAGGAACCUGGGACAUCUCCAUAAGAAAACAUCAAUAUACAAUGCAAAGCCAAGAAUUGCCAUGAAUUAAGACUUAAGAUCUCCUUUUUUUGUCCUGGUGACUAACAUGUCAAUACUUUCAGCUUCUAAUGAUAUCCAUAAUCGGUAACACACAAAGAGAAGCCUUUAUUCUGGAAAUCGAGAUUGGUGUUUGGAAAUGCUGUCUGGAAUGGAGACGUGUCCUUUACCGUAACUCGAAACAAGACUUUGGGCAGGGGAGGGUCAAGUCCUAACUCUUAAUUCUGCAGUUACCUUUUCUUCAGUCCUCACAAAUGUAGGCACAGCAGUAAUGGAAAUUAACUUUUUUUUUUAAAAAAAAAAAGAUAUAUUCAGUUUGCAGUAGACAUUCCUUAUGUAUUAUUGUUUGUAUUUAUUUAUGAUUAUCAAUUUAACAUUAAUAUUGUAUCAAAAAACACUCCUUAUGAAAAUGAGUAUGGAUGUAUACAGUAUGUCUGAUUUUUAUCCACAAAGAAUGAAUCUGAUUCAGAAUGCUUUUCAGCUGACAUACAGAGCACUAAAUAUUUUAAAGGUCUGAAUCUAAUGAAUUCUCAGUAUAUAUGGGAAUUAGGGAAGAGCUGUAAAAUGCAUUAAUCCUUAUAGUCAAUUCUGUGCCUAGGAUUUUGCAAGGGAACAGUUAACUGACUAGAAGAAGCACUACAUUUUUAAUUCAGCAUUAGUGCGUUGGGAAGGAACUUUAUUGCUUUGUGCUUGGCAUGUCAUUAUUUUUACAUUUGACAUUAUAAGGCCUUUCCAAAAUGAAUGUGAGGAAUUGCUUUCACUUUAAGACUUUCCUUCUUUUCUGUAAAAAAAAAUAAAAAAUAAAUAAAUAAAAUCGAGGUGGUGUGUGCUGGGGGGGGAAGCCUUUUCAUUUGGCUAGCGCCAUGUUUAUGAUCACGUACCUUUUAAAAGUAAAAAAGGGGAAGUAGUUUCCUUGCAUACAUCUAGCGGGUAUUUAGUUAACGAAGAAUUAAAGUAGCACUGUUGAUCGGUGCUUUGUGUAAAUACAUCAUAACUUUUGGGUGGAGUGGGGCCUUCGGAAGGAUAGUCAAUGAUAUGAAAGCAAUUCUGUACAUGAAUUAAGCAUACUUGCUGCAUUGUCUCUGCAGAUUCUAUUUUUGUUUAAAAUAUUAAAAUGUAUGUUCGCAAAAAUGGGUGGAUUUUCAAAUAAAAUGCAGCUUCCACAGAACUUUU
Molecule: messenger RNA, 3231 nt
Organism: Balearica regulorum gibbericeps (East African grey crowned-crane)
Lineage: Eukaryota; Metazoa; Chordata; Aves; Gruiformes; Gruidae
Source: RefSeq, a predicted model, not a curated record